This is a messenger RNA of Paraglomus occultum, 843 nucleotides long. NCBI's taxonomy places the organism in Eukaryota, Fungi, Glomeromycota, Glomeromycetes, Paraglomerales, Paraglomeraceae. The record is from the annotation of a GenBank genome assembly.
AUGACCGAUUUAACAGCAUCUAAUCUUUUUUCCGUCAAGGGCAAGGUUGCCUUGGUGACUGGAGGCGGAACUGGCAUUGGAUAUAUGAUUGCAAAGGCACUCGUUUGUAAUGGUGCCAAUGUUUACAUAGUAUCUCGAAAGAUUAAAGUUUUGGAAAAGGCCGCAUCGAGCUUAAAUGAACUUGGCCCUGGCAAGUGUACAGCUCUCCAAGCAAACUUAAAGUCCAAGGCCGCAUGUGAGCAAGUGGCUUUAGAACUUGGUGCAAGAGAGGAUAAAUUGCAUAUUCUUGUGAACAACUCUGGGGUAGGUUGGGCUGCUAAACUGGAAAAUAUACCCGAAAGUUCUUGGGAUCAUGUGAACAAAGUGAAUCUGUAUGCGGUUUAUUAUCUUACCAUGGCAUGUCUGCCGCUUCUUGUGAAAGCGAAUCAAGGUCCAAAGGACCCCGCCAGAGUUCUUAUUAUUGGUAGCAUCGGUGGUCUCUUAACGGAAGAUUUUAAUCGUCUCGCUAAGCCACCUGCUAAUACUAUGUCAACUUUAUCUUAUGCCGUUUCAAAGGCGGCCGUCCAUCAUUUGGCUACGACGCUAGCUACCCAUUUGACUCCUCGUGGCGUAAAUGUGAACGUGAUCGCUCCGGGUACAUUUCCAACAAAAAUCACCGAGAGCCGGGAUGACAAACUUGUUAACGAAAGCACGCCGAUUGGUCGAAUAGGACUUGAAUCAGAUAUGGCAGGUGCUGUCUUGUACCUUUCAUCGCCCGCCGGAGCGUUCGUUACCGGUGCUGUACUAGUGUCUGAUGGGGGAACAAUGCUUUCAUCUGUGAAUAAAGUUCUCGCUAAGAUUUAA